UGCGCAAAUUUCUUUCCCUGAUUGUAUUAGGAAGGCAGUUGAGCGUUAUUGGGUCCUUUCAGUCCGUUGCUCAGCAUUGCCGCCAUGUCUGCUCUAGGCACCCUCGCCUUUGAUGAAUAUGGACGUCCAUUUAUUAUCAUCAAAGAUCAAGAUCGCAAAUCUCGUCUGUCCGGAUUGGAUGCUCUUAAGUCUCACAUUAUGGCUGCUAAAGCUGUCGCGAACACUCUUAGGACUUCGUUAGGACCGAAUGGACUUGAUAAGAUGAUGGUUGAUCAGGAUGGUCAAGUCACCAUAACAAAUGAUGGGGCAACUAUCCUUGGUAUGAUGGAUGUUGAUCAUCAGAUUGCAAAAUUGAUGGUUGAGUUGUCAAAGUCUCAAGAUGAUGAGAUUGGUGAUGGGACAACAGGAGUGGUUGUUCUUGCUGGAGCAUUGUUGGAACAAGCUGAACAGUUGUUAGAUCGUGGUAUCCAUCCUAUCAGAAUUGCAGAUGGCUACGAACAAGCUGCCAGAAUAGCUAUUGAGAACCUGAAUAAAAUCAGUGAUGAUUUUCCAGUCGAUCCUGAAAAUGUGGAACCACUUAUCCAAACGGCUAUGACAACACUUGGAUCAAAAGUAAUUAACCGUUGUCACAGGCAGAUGGCAGAAAUUGCAGUGAAUGCUGUUCUAACCGUUGCCGACAUGGAACGCAAAGAUGUGGAUUUUGAAUUGAUUAAAGUUGAGGGUAAAGUUGGAGGCAAACUUGAAGACACAAAAUUGAUUAAAGGUGUUAUUGUAGACAAAGAUUUCAGCCACCCACAAAUGCCAAAGGAAGUGAAAGAUGCUAAAAUUGCUAUUCUUACAUGUCCAUUUGAACCCCCUAAACCCAAGACAAAACAUAAGCUUGAUGUCACAUCAGUCGACGACUACAAAGCACUUCAAAAAUAUGAAAGAGAAAAAUUCCUUGAGAUGGUUAAACAGAUUAAAGAUACUGGUGCCAACCUUGCAAUUUGUCAAUGGGGCUUUGAUGAUGAAGCAAAUCAUCUCUUGCUUCAAAAUGAGCUGCCUGCUGUCCGUUGGGUCGGAGGGCCAGAAAUAGAGUUAAUUGCGAUUGCCACUGGAGGCCGCAUUGUACCUCGCUUCUGUGAGCUCACUCCUGAGAAACUUGGUUCUGCUGGCAUAGUUCGUGAAAUUUCUUUUGGAACAACAAAGGAUCGAAUGCUUAUUAUAGAGCAAUGUAAAAACUCAAGAGCUGUAACGAUAUUCAUCAGAGGUGGGAAUAAGAUGAUUAUUGAAGAAGCCAAGCGUUCACUUCAUGAUGCACUGUGUGUCAUUCGCAAUUUGGUACGUGACAGUCGCAUUGUUUAUGGUGGCGGAGCUGCAGAGAUAUCCUGUGCAUUAGCUGUAAGCCAGGCUGCUGACAAGUGUCCAUCUUUGGAGCAGUAUGCAAUGCGAGCUUUUGCUGAUGCUUUGGAAACCAUCCCAAUGUCACUUGCUGAGAAUAGUGGUAUGAACCCCAUUCAAACUAUGACUGAAAUACGAGCAAAACAGCUGAAAGACAGCAACCCUGCACUUGGCAUUGACUGUCUGCACAAGGGCACUAAUGACAUGAAACAGCAGCAUGUCAUAGAAACUCUGAUUGGCAAAAAACAGCAGCUGUCCUUGGCAACACAAGUUGUUAAAAUGAUUUUGAAGAUUGAUGACAUACGCAGACCUGGUGAAACAGAGGAGUAAAAAUGCUUCUGAAUUAAGCGACUAUAAGCAAAUUCCACUUGGCAGUUUCCAAAAGUUAUUUAUUGUGUAACACUUUUUCACAUACUGUGUGUCUACUUCUAUAUUAAAAAAUACAUUUGUCAUCCUUGCUA
Molecule: messenger RNA, 1841 nt
Organism: Bufo bufo (common toad)
Lineage: Eukaryota; Metazoa; Chordata; Amphibia; Anura; Bufonidae
Gene: CCT5
Product: chaperonin containing TCP1 subunit 5
Exons: 11
Coding region: 85-1710 (541 amino acids)
Biological process (GO): protein folding
Cellular component (GO): chaperonin-containing T-complex
Molecular function (GO): ATP binding; ATP-dependent protein folding chaperone; ATP hydrolysis activity
Source: RefSeq, a predicted model, not a curated record